CUUUUGUAAAUGCCAACUGAUUUAUAUUAUUUAAUUAUUGAAUUAUUGUUUCCAGCAACGUUGGAGCUGCAGUUAUCAGACAUAACACACCAACAGGAAGUUUUGCUAGGGGAAGUCGCGGAGCUCAUGGUUUUGUUUCAGCAGUUGCAAGCUACGCGUAUCUAUGAAGAGAACCUAUCAGCUAAAUUCCCCUUUAAUUCAAUCAACGCAGUGGAACAAAUUGAUAAGGACAGAGAGGGGGAAUCGCGUGUCUUAUGUAAGUUAAAGUUCUUUUACAAUCAAAAAGGUAGUAAUAUCAAACUCUUCACUUAUUUCAGGUCAAAACUAUGCGUUGGCUCUUGCUUCCUGGUGGUGUAUGCAAAAACUCAAAAAAUAUCAUCGCCGACGCGGUCACAAUGUUAUACAACAUUGACGGGGUGCUAGGCAAAUAGGGU
This is a messenger RNA of Rhagoletis pomonella (apple maggot), 434 nucleotides long. RefSeq lists its product as uncharacterized. The record is from RefSeq and is a predicted model, not a curated record. Lineage: Eukaryota; Metazoa; Arthropoda; Insecta; Diptera; Tephritidae. The coding region runs from base 10 to 423 and encodes 137 amino acids. The transcript is spliced from 2 exons.